Messenger RNA from Emiliania huxleyi CCMP1516, 1804 nucleotides. RefSeq lists its product as hypothetical. The record is from RefSeq and is a predicted model, not a curated record. Bases 1 to 1536 code for a protein of 511 amino acids. Lineage: Eukaryota; Haptophyta; Isochrysidales; Noelaerhabdaceae. The transcript is spliced from 6 exons.
AUGGCUGGCGACCAGGGCACGUGUGCUGCGCCGUCUCAGCUCUCGCACAUUGCCGCCUCACAGCUUGGCGAGGCACGCCGGUUCUGGGCGGACAAGCAGAUACGGACGGCGAUGCUGGUGCCGUGGGCCGAGGCGGUGACCGCAGCCUUCACGGGCCCAAUAUACCCUUUCUUCAUGCAAAACCUCGGCCUCGACGCGGGCGGCAUGGGCAAGCUGCGCACCGUGCAGCACGCGCUCAACGCGGCGAGCGCGCCCAUCGCUGGCUGCCUCCUCGAUGCACGCGGCCCCUUUCUUGGCAUCGCGCUGCCCGCGUCCCUCUGCGCGAUCGGCUGCGCCAUCCGAUCGAUGGCGCAGAGCACGAGCUGGCUCGUCGCGGCCAACGUCUUCUCGGGCCUCAGCGGCGCCAAGACGGAGAUGGCGACGGCGCACCUGAGCAGGCACACCGACCCGUCGCGCCGCACGUUGGCGGUGCUGACUGCGCUGCUGCCAGAGAGCACGUGGGGCAUGCUGCGCUUCCGGCUGCUGAUCAGCCUCUGCGUCUUCGGGUGCGGCUUUGGCGUGAUCGUGCUCUGCUGCUCCGCUGGUACGCUCGUCUUUUACUCCUCGGAGGCCGGAGCCGUCUUUCACUCCUCGGAGGCCGGAGCGCUGCAGCCCCGCACGUUGCGGCGGAGCGACGUGGACCUCGGCGCGGCGCGAGGCGCCGAGGUCGGCCGCUGCUGCGGCGACGCGGACGGCUCCGACGCGGCCACGGAGGAGAGCAGCAGCCACGACCCCGAGGGGUAUCCCGUCGAGGGCCGCCUCGCGGGCGCCUCAAGCUGCAUGUCGUCGCGGCUGCGGACGGCGCGGCUGGCGCUCUGCCUCGUCGCCCUCUGCCUGGCCGCCGCGACGCGCGACACGCUCGCCGUAGUGUGGCCGCUCUACCUCAAGGCGCACUUUGGCUGGGCGGAGAAGGAGUACGGCCUGCUGCUGCCGCUCCAGCAGGCCGAGCCCCCGAGAGGAAGGAGGGAUGCCGCCGCCUUUGGCCUCGUCGCGACGCCGCCGCUGCAGGAUGCGCUCGGCUCGCGCGCCUCGCUGCUGCUCGCCGGCUGCGGCGGCGCCUGCCACGUGAGCGCCUUGCUGCUUCGCGCGCCGAGCCCAAACACGGAGGGGCUGCACGUGCUGCUGUUCCUCGCCGGAGGGCUGCUCGGCGGCGCGACGGCGCGCGCUGGGCGGGCGCACGGCGUUGAGAGCGGCCGUCUCUUUGCGCUCCUCUCGAUGACGAAGCUCGGCGGCUCGGUGGGCGGCAGCCUCUACUGCACCGCCCAGUUUCAGGUGUCGCUCGACGCGGCGAGCGGGCCGUACUUCCUGCGCGGCGGCGCGGCGCCCGUCGUCUGGCUCGCCCUCCCCUCGCUCCUCGCCCUCCUCGCCCUGGCUUGCGUCUUGCCGCCGGCCGCGGGCGGGGAGAGGGACGCCUCGGGCUGCGAGGAGGUCUCCGUUGAGGAGGAGAGCAGCAGCAGCAUUGAGGCGAGCCCGAGGGUGAAGCGGCACGACCGCUAGAGGGGCAGAGUGAAAGUGUGUAUUUUGCGCGUUCACUAGCGGCGCGCGGCGUGUGCUUCUGUGCAGUCUCGCUGGGAGCGUCGCUGCGGACGGGCCGGUGUGGAGCCCCAGCGCGCGGUUCCGGGACACAUCACUCAUCAGUGCCGCAGUGCAACCCGCACAAGACCGUGCAGGGGGCGUCGCGUCACGCGUGUCGCGUGUGUGCUAUCGUCUCGGCCCUGUAAGUAGAGUACGGAUGUAUUCAUCAGUAAUCAAUACUCUAUGGACU